Molecule: messenger RNA, 2321 nt
Organism: Tripterygium wilfordii
Lineage: Eukaryota; Viridiplantae; Streptophyta; Magnoliopsida; Celastrales; Celastraceae
Product: GPI transamidase component GPI16
Exons: 5
Coding region: 111-2114 (667 amino acids)
Biological process (GO): attachment of GPI anchor to protein
Cellular component (GO): GPI-anchor transamidase complex
Source: RefSeq, a predicted model, not a curated record
UCCAAAGUGAGAGAGCCUUCAAGCGAGGUGCUCUCGAAUGGCGGAGACGCUCCGUUCGGCUGAACUUACGAACUGAAUCAGUUGCACUCUCACUGUUUUUUACGGAAUCAAUGGAGAUUCCGAGUCUAGUACUAUUUUUUACACUUAUUGGCCAGCUAUUGUUUAUUGGAAUCGCCUUUGGAUCGGUAAUUGGUGAAGAGGAGUUCCAUGAGGAAUUGGUGCUCAGGCCGUUACCGGAUCGAAAAGUGAUGGGGCAUUUCCACUUCGAAAGUAGAGCUCCUCCUUCAAACUCCUUUGGCCGCCACCAUCACCUCUUCCCCAAGGCCAUUGCUCAGCUUGUUAAAAAAUUCCAAGUUAAGGAAAUGGAGUUAUCUUUCACACAAGGUCGCUGGAACUAUGAGCAAUGGGGUAGUUUUGAUCCCAUACCAAGCAACAAUGCAAAGCCUCCUGGAGUCGAACUGUGGGCUGUCUUUAAUCUUCCUCAAGAGCAGGUUGAUGCUUCUUGGAAGAACCUGACCCACACCCUUUCAGGUCUUUUCUGUGCUUCAAUCAACUUUCUGGAGUCUUCUACCAGUUAUUCUGCACCUGAAUGGAGCUUUCCGCCUGCCUCAGGCAGUCUUAGAUAUGGAACUCUGCCUCGUGAGGCUGUUUGCACAGAGAACCUUACUCCGUGGUUGAAGCUUCUUCCUUGUCGUGAUAAAGAUGGGCUUUCAGCGUUAAUGCACAGACCAUCUAUUUACAAAGGCUUCUAUCACUCUCAACGAUUGCGUUUGACCUCAAUUGCAUCUAAUUUGGAGGGGUUGGGUCCAGGCAUUGUACUAGAACAAACACUUACAGUUGUUCUUCAACCGGAUAAUCAGAAAAAUAUGAUGUAUUCUUCCAAACCAAAUUUACAACCAGGCUGGUCAAUGAGUUCAAUAUUUGGCAGAAAAGUGAAUGGAAGAUGUAUGCUUGCCAAGUCUAGUAAUGUAUAUCUUCAAUUUGAAAGGGGUCUAGUGUCUGAACUCAAGAAUCUGGAGAAAGAAAAUGGAAAAUCUGGAGAUGAAAAUUUAGCCUUGGAGGGUUUUUUGAGUAAUCCCUACUUUGAAUUAUCAAUUAAACCAGACAGGAUAUUCCAGGAAGUUAAUAAUUUUCAUAUCAAGGGCCCUUCUAUUAUAUAUGAAUUUCAAGUUGAUAAGUACAGUGAAUCUCUGCCAUUUGAUUUAGGCCUUACCUGGAAGAUCCCCAUUGGCUGGACAUGUCAACAGGCACCUUUGCAUGCCUGCAGAUUCUUAAUGGGAAGUGGGAAUGAAAGAGGUGCAAUUGCUAUCUCUUUAAAAUCUAUAGAAUCGAUCAUGAGUUCACUGGAUGCUAAUAGUCUCGACGGCAGCUGUAAGUUGCAAGUUGACAUCUUCCAAGUGGUGCCUUGGUAUAUCAAAGUCUAUUACCAUACUCUUGGAGUGUUUGUUGAUGGUAAACCACAUGCAGUUAGAGAUAUUGUAGAAAAAAUACAUGUUUCGCCUUCCAAGGACAAGGAAUCACCUGGAGUGAUGGAGAUGGUUCUUAAACUUCCUUGUGGUGUGAAAUCAGCUGCUUUAACCAUAGAGUUUGAUAAGGGUUUUUUGCACAUCGAUGAGUAUCCUCCAGAUGCUAAUCAAGGAUUUGACAUUCCAUCAGCUGUAAUAAGCUUUCCUAAUUUCCAUUCAAACUUGCUUUUUCUUGGAGAUGGCUCUUUGAACAAGUCUCCCAUUAUAUCUGUGUUUCAGAAAAAGAGUCCUGUUCUGUCUUACACAGAAGUGCUACUUGUGCCUUUGACAACUCCUGAUUUUAGCAUGCCUUACAAUGUCAUUACAAUCACGUGCACAGUAUUUGCAUUGUAUUUUGGAUCAUUGCUCAAUGUUCUGCGGAGGCGAGUGGGUGAGGAGGAAAGAUUUCUGAAAAGCAAAGCUGCCAAGAAAACUGGUCCAGUUUCGCAGCUGUUAUCGAAAAUUCUGGCCAAGCUUCGAAGAAAAAAGUGGGAACCACCCUCAUCGCCUGAAGCAGCAUCAUCAUCAUCCUUCAUUAAUUCAAAACUGGUGUUUAAAGUUAUAUUGGUUGCUGCGAUAGCCGUUUGUUGGCAAUACUAUUCUGGAUAACAUCAUAUUUAGUUAGUCUUAGCUGUACAAUAUGUGCCAAAGGAAAGAGUACUGGUUUUAGUAACAUCAGGAAAAAAAAAAAAUUUCUUAUCCCACUCAACCAUCUGAUCCAAGUUUGUAGCCAAAUUUUGUACCGUUUGGAAGAAGCAAAUUCUCAAUUUUUCAUCAUUGACAUUCUUGCUUGAUUGCAUUUGAAUAUUUUACUUA